AGCAACUUUGUUUUUGUUUUGUUUUUUCUUCAUGCCGUCAAAAUUGUUUUGGAAAAAUGGAGCCAAGAAGGGAUCUGCUGAGAAAUCCCUCAGAAAUUAGGAAUAUCAUAAAAGAUUUUAAAGAUAGACCAAUGUUGUGGGAUAUGUCUCAUGAGCAUUAUUACAAUGUAAUUGAGAAGCAGAAGGAAUUACAAAGCUUCGCUGAGAAAUACAACACAACAGAGAAAGAACUAUCUAACAAGCUUCGGUACCUAAAGAAAACUUACACUGACGAAAGGUUUGAAAGGCGGAGGCCCAGUACAGCUAAUCGUUGUCCUUGGCGAUACUUUGCGGAUAUGAACUUUCUGGAGAAGAAUUUUGAAAUGAUUAAAAAACUUCCGAAGGGCAUACGCAUAGCACCUGUACCAAAAAAUAACCCUCAGCCACGUAUCAAAAUCAAAAGACCAGCAGAUCUACUGGCACCAAUAGCUCAACCUCCAAAUGCCGAACCUCCAGCUAAGAGGCCAAAAACUGCUCCCAAUAGGACCCUAAGUGAAUUUGAAGAUUCCAAAGAUUCUGAGGACUCCCUCGAUUCAGAGGAGUUAUUCAGCCUUUCCCCAAUUAGUCGUUGUGCAUCUCCUACGUAUCUGGAUAGGUUGACAACAGAUCCUAAGGAAAAAUCUAUCGCUCUGAAGUUCAUACACGAUACAUCAGAUAUUUUAUCAGCUAAAAAAUCUAGUUUAUCAGCCUUCUUUGAUUUCAUUAAAAUCAAGUUUGAUGAGAAGAAUAUUAGCAAGGAAAAAUUCGAGGAGUUCGUACACUGGACAACGGAUUUUGUUGAUAAGCUUGAUAUGUUUUAGAUCUAAAUAAAAAAUAUUUAAUAAAUUAUAGGUAAU
Molecule: messenger RNA, 875 nt
Organism: Phlebotomus papatasi
Lineage: Eukaryota; Metazoa; Arthropoda; Insecta; Diptera; Psychodidae
Exons: 2
Coding region: 57-839 (260 amino acids)
Biological process (GO): regulation of transcription by RNA polymerase II
Cellular component (GO): transcription regulator complex; nucleus
Source: RefSeq, a predicted model, not a curated record